AUGAAUGGCCUAUGUGGGACAGCCGUAGUCGGCUCUCUCGUCAACUACGUCGGCUUUCUUACUCUCUACGCCGGUUUCUUUGAUGCGACGCUGCUGGUCUUUUUCAUUCUCGUUCGCAAUGGCUUCUUCGGCGAAACCACACUCGAGAUAUAUGCAAGAGCUGCGAAAAUCUUGGCCGUCGUCACAAUCGUUUUCCUUCUUUUUCAGCUCCUCCAGCUCCUCCAGCUCUUCCGACUUCGAUGGACAAGUGUCGAAAUUCCAAAAUGGGACGGAGCUGGACAAAUUCUUCUUCUGCCAUGUCGCACGACGCAUACGAGACUUAGCCCGAAAAGCCACACAUUCUCCUACGCCUAUCUUGUCGUUGGAGUUCCUGUCGGCUACCGAGGUAACGCAGCCAACAUGGUUUCGGUCGGAGUCAAACAAAUAUCGGAUUGGACCUCAUGGUUCUCGUCAUCGUCACGGCUGCAAAAGGGAUGGUUCGACGUGGAUGCCUCUGACUAUCUGCAACGCCAGAGCGGGGAGCUGACCCUGCGUGGGAAGCUCGAUAGUUACCUUCAAACUCAGGGAGUUGAUCCGGCAACAUACCCUCAUGCCUACUUGGUUACAGCAGCUCGAUUCCUCUGUUAUCAUUUCAACCCCGUUUCCUUCUGGUACCUCUACGAUUCGCACAAAUCACUAGCCGCCAUGAUCCUGGAAGUGAACAAUACCUUCGGUGAACGACACAUGUACUUCUUGAAAAGGAAUCAUCAAUCGAGUUGCUUGAACUAUCACCUGCAAAGCAACCCGGCGGAUUAUGAGAAGCAGACCGCGGGCGCGAUAAAUGAGCAGGCCAAUGGAAUUCCCUUCACACAAGCAUGGCCAAAGGUCUUCCAUGUGUCGCCGUUCAACUCACGCCAAGGAUAUUAUUCCAUGACAGCCACCGACCCCUUGAGCCCACGCAACGAUGGAAAACCCAUAGUCAAUGUCACUAUAAGACUUUCAACGUCGGAAGGCCACGACAAAUUGGUGGCAAGCCUUCACCAUGAGGGCCCGGCCAUUGACCCGUUUUCCAUGACCACUUACCAAAAAGCCAGAUUCAUAGGAUCCUGGGGAUGGGUAGGCUUUGCCACUGCCCCUCGUAUCCUCUUUCAAGCUCACGCGCUGUUCUUCUACCGCCAACUUCAUAUUUGGUUUCGUCCGGAGCCUUCCAAGGGGACCAUCGCUCGGAACGCCAAUCCCAUUGAGUCGCAACUAGAGAAGAUUUUCCGAAGAUUUUUGCGACAUCUGGUUGAAAAGGCGACCAUUCCUCUUGAGGUCAGCUACAUCGCCAGCGGAAUAGCCCAUGUCACUGAAAGGAUGCUCUCUCCUGAGGCCGCUGACGGCAAGCGCAGCAUUGAGAGGCUUGAGUUCAAGGUCCUUACGCCUGCAUUCUACUCGAGAUUUGUGUACUAUGCACACGACAUCGAGGCCUUCUUCGGUGAGAUGAACGAAAACUGCACCAUAUGGUUGUCCAACCCAAAAGUCUUACCCGCGCUGGCUCUGCGGAAAACAUUUCCGCCACCGCUGAGCAUCUCAAAUCCCUGGGAAUUCUUGGCCUUCAAGUGCAUCCAACGCCUGCGAAGACGACCCGACUCCAUCGAGAGGCCACUGACUUCGAACGCAGUCCCACGUACAAGACAAGCAGCAAUUGAUAUCCGGAAUUUCCGUCCUUCGUUCAUGGAUGCCUACGUCUUGACACACGAGGAUCCUGCCACUAAAGCCGCGUAUAAGGAGUGCGUCUUAAAACUGUUCUUGGCGGACAGGAUUGCAUUCGGAUAUGUAUCAGUUCUCGAAGUCCAGCGAUUUGUGGCAUUGGCGUGGUUCGCAUGGAUGCUCGCAUGGCCCCCUUGGCGUGGCAGUUGCUAA
This is a messenger RNA of Neurospora hispaniola, 1884 nucleotides long. RefSeq lists its product as uncharacterized. Bases 1 to 1884 code for a protein of 627 amino acids. The transcript has 2 exons. Lineage: Eukaryota; Fungi; Ascomycota; Sordariomycetes; Sordariales; Sordariaceae. The record is from RefSeq and is a predicted model, not a curated record.